AUAAAAUAAGCGAAUAAGAGCAAUCAUCAUUCAGUUCAACUGUCUGAAACGAUACCGCAACCAUGUACAAGCUGUUGAUUGUUGCCGCAUUUCUGGGUGUUGCCGCCGCCAAGCCCGGCAUCUUGGCGCCAGUAGCGUACACCGCGCCUCUGGCUUAUUCUGCCUCAGCAGUAUCUGUUGCUGCCCCAGCAGUACCAGUAGCAGCACCCAAUCUCCCCAUUGCCACACCAGCUCUCCGAGUUGCCGCCCCAGCAGUAUCAGUUGCCGCCCCCGCCGUCCCUGUCGCCGCUCCAGCUGUACCCGUCGCUACACCUGCUCUCCGCAUCGCCGCCCCAGCUAUCGCCGCUCAAGCUAUCGCUUAUUCUGGCCCAGCAUACGAGCCAUUGGCUUAUUCAAGUUACGCUGGACCAUACCCAUAUGCCUACAACUAUGGAUAUGGCAUUGAGACCUACCCAUCUUACUACUGGAAGAAAUGUAAAUUUGGUAGCACCAUAUUUUAUGUCAAAGCGCAAAUCAUUGUAGAGUUUAAUAGCCUGAUGCAUAAAAGAUGUAGAGACGAAGCUUGGACGAUGAGCAGGAACGUGCAAAGUAAAGACAAAAGUUAUGAUUGGCCAUGUAAUAUGAUCAUGCAUCAUUCUGUUUCCAGAAUUUCAACAAACACAACCAUGUACAAACUGUUCAUCUUAGCCGCCGUUCUUGGCUUCGCCGCCGCCCUCCCCGGAGGUUUGUAUGGCUACUCUGCACCUGCUGUAGCAGUUGCCGCCCCAGCUGUUGCCCCCCUCGCCUACUCUAGCUAUGCUGCCGCCCCCAUCGCUUACUCCGGAUAUGGUCUCGGUUAUGGAGCAGGUCUUGGAUACGGUUAUACAGCUGGACUCGGAUAUGGCUACGGACUCGGCGGUUACUGGAAGAAGUGAAAAGUUUAGUCCCAAUUCAACUGAAAUCAUUAUUUGACCACGCAUAUGUUCGAAAAUAGUUAUGACACGAAAUAAAUCGUUUUCAUAGCCCAAA
Messenger RNA from Achroia grisella, 1008 nucleotides. RefSeq lists its product as uncharacterized. The coding region runs from base 63 to 914 and encodes 283 amino acids. The record is from RefSeq and is a predicted model, not a curated record. Lineage: Eukaryota; Metazoa; Arthropoda; Insecta; Lepidoptera; Pyralidae. The transcript has 5 exons.